AGCAGCAGAUAUGAUGAGCCCCGUGAGUCCUGCACGCGCCCGCCUGGUGCCGCCCGAGCAGCAGGCGCGCUGCUCCCAGGCCGUGGAGCUGCUGCAGCAGCGCGCCUGCUCCGAGCGCGACUCCUGCGCCGUGGACGCGCUCACCGCCAAACGUGAGUCCUGCACGCGCCCGAGCAGCAGAUAUGAUGAGCCCCGUGAGUCCUGCACGCGCCCGCCUGGUGCCGCCCGAGCAGCAGGCGCGCUGCUCCCAGGCCGUGGAGCUGCUGCAGCAGCGCGCCUGCUCCGAGCGCGACUCCUGCGCCGUGGACGCGCUCACCGCCAAACGUGAGUCCUGCACGCGCCCGAGCAGCAGAUAUGAUGAGCCCCGUGAGUCCUGCACGCGCCCGAGCAGCAGAUAUGAUGAGCCCCGUGAGUCCUGCACGCGCCCG
Ostrinia furnacalis (Asian corn borer) is the source of this 428-nucleotide messenger RNA. RefSeq lists its product as uncharacterized. Bases 11 to 328 code for a protein of 105 amino acids. NCBI's taxonomy places the organism in Eukaryota, Metazoa, Arthropoda, Insecta, Lepidoptera, Crambidae. The record is from RefSeq and is a predicted model, not a curated record. The transcript has 2 exons.